AUGGCAAAAUUAGUCGUUUACUUGAUUCUGCUUUUGGCUAUAGUUGGCGAGCACAAAAUAUCAAGUACAGAAAUCACAAAAAAUGAAAUUGUCAAUAAUGACGAUGCAUCAGUGAAUAAAAAUUUGCCAAAUCAAAAGCAAAAUAGAAGUGUUUCGUUUUUGACAAGCACAUUAGAAAGAAUCAUUCCGUUCAUUGGAUUGUAUCAUAAUGGAAAACAUUCGUCAGUAGAGAAGAAUGUUGAAAAUUCUACCUUAGAAAGCGACAAAAUAAUAGAACACUCACAGGAAAAUUUUAACUCUCGUAAAAAUGUUUCAAGAGCUAAGAGAAGUUGUCUGCAUUGUAAGGCCGGUGUUGACGCCAGAAAAAGAAAAAUAGUUCAACAUUACAACAAUAAGGAGUCGCAGUUCGAAAAAAACUUCGAGAAAAAGUUAAAAAUGUUGGAGCAAAAAAAGAAAGGAGCGGAGAAAAUCAAUCGAAAACAAAAGCUUCAAAAGCAUCAACAAAAUCAGCAGCAGCAACAAAAGGUUCAACAACAGCAAAAACAACAGAAACAACAAAAACAACAACAGCUAAAGCAACAACAACUGAAGCAACAACAAAAGCAAAAACAACAAAAGCAAAAACAACAAAAACAGUUUAAGCAACAACAUGAGCAACAGCAGCAAAAGCAACAGCAGCAAAAGCAACAGCAGCAACAACAACAACAAAAAGAAAAACAGCAACAACAAAAAAAAGAAAAACAGCAACAACAAAAAGGAAAACAACAACAACAACAACAACAACAGAAGCAACAACAUCGCCGCGAUCUGCAAGAAGGUUUUAAAAAAUGGAACGAUGGAUUAGAAAAGGAAAAAAGAAGUGUGGCCAACCAGAUAACCGACUACUCGUCAAGUGAGUACAUCAACGACGAUGUCAACCACAAGAAGCAAAAGGUCAACAAAUCGAAACACAUGGAACAAAAUGUUGCGCCGCCCGUCCAGCCACCGCCUAAGAUGUACAAAGUGGAAACGGUUGACGAAACGAACGAAAAUGACGGAGUGGAAGAAAUCUACCAUCACCAGCACGUCGAGUUCAUUCCUUUGAUGAAACGCAUGAAAAUGCUCUACUCACAACUCAACCAGAACCAAAACCUUUACGAGAAAAUUCAGAAUCGAAUCCGACAGAAUGAGAAACGCAUCCAAGUUGCCAAGUAUAAAAAAUCUUAUGAGAAUUUGAUAAAAACGAAGAAGGAUCUUAUGAUGAAAGAGGAUUUCUUGCAAAGACAGCGCGAAAGAAUGGAAGAAGAACUACAGCACGAACAACGAUUGCUUCGUCAGCAUCACCUAGAACAACAAUUUGAAUGA
Helobdella robusta is the source of this 1344-nucleotide messenger RNA. RefSeq lists its product as hypothetical. The record is from RefSeq and is a predicted model, not a curated record. Lineage: Eukaryota; Metazoa; Annelida; Clitellata; Rhynchobdellida; Glossiphoniidae. The transcript has a single exon. Bases 1 to 1344 code for a protein of 447 amino acids.